Messenger RNA from Mesorhabditis belari, 369 nucleotides. Lineage: Eukaryota; Metazoa; Nematoda; Chromadorea; Rhabditida; Rhabditidae. The record is from the annotation of a GenBank genome assembly.
AUGUUCCAAUGCAACGAUUGUGGGAAGAAAGUAUUAUGCGCACUUUGCCUAGUGCGAAAGAAGCACUACACUCAUCAAUUUGUCGAAUUGUGGGUGGCUAAGGUUCGAUGUGUACCUACAUUACAUUCAGAAUUGAUCAAAGAUAUUGAAGACUUUCACGAGAGCAUCCUCGAUGAGGUCCAGCACAUUGAAACGCUUGAAUUCGGUCAAGCCAAGGAGGAGAAAAUCAAUGCUUUGUUGAAAACCUUUGCUCAAUUCAAGGAAAUCAAGAAAAAAUGUUUGGCCGAUUUGCGAUCAUGUGAAAAGGGAGUAGGGAAUCUCAACAAUGGAAUCAAGGGAAGCAGGAAGCGGAAGAGAAACGACGACCAG